GGUUCAUGCUGGCCAGUGGCCAGUGGCCACACAGCGGGGUCCUGAUUCAUGCUCCCGGAGAUCUCUUCCCACACAGGACACAAACCGUGCCUUUGUCCCAUCCAUCCACUUCAACCUCCACCCUUUGCAGACUGGUUUGAGCACGGCUGUCCAAAGGCUGCGAUGUCUUCAGGAAUGCAGAGCUCCAGCAGCAUGGCUCAGGCCAGGCGGGUGGUGCAGCAGCUGAGGAUGGAGGCCAGCUUCGAGAGGAUAAAGGUGUCCAAGGCUUCAUCUGACCUGAUGCGUUACUGUGGAGAACAUGCCAAGAACGACCCGCUGCUUAUGGGCAUCCCCACCUCAGAAAACCCUUUCAAGGACAAGAAGCCUUGCACUGUUUUGUAGAACAACUUUCUCUGCCUUCCUUUUGAUUCUUAUGUGGUAAAACAUAUGUUAGAUUCACAACUUAAUCUAAGGCCAGUGUCCCCCCCCCCUCUUCCCAUUCCUAGUUUAAAGGAUGUGUUCCUGUUUGCCUUGCAGUCACAUGACAGUUUCAGCAAAGAGCAGGCAGCAGUCCGAAGCUGUGGCAUUGGAUGACAGAGUUUCUGCCUCUCUAAUUAUCACAGCGUGCAGAAACAAGCCCCCUCAAUCAUUGGACCAAUCAGAUUUAGCCGUUCAGCUUUCACCUCUGACUCUGGUCAGGCUCUCUUCAGGAAACAGUUGUGUAGGUUGUGUUCUGCUGAUAAUAGCAGCCCAGAUAAUGAUAUCCUGUCACCGGACCAGCAAUCUGUGCUGUCCAUCACAUGAGAGCAAAUAGUAACAGUGGAGGUCCAGUGCCCCUAAUGUACAUUUCUUUUUUCAUCUUGUCACAUUCAGAAUAAUAAUAGGGUUUAAAAUGAGAUUGUUCUCUGUUCUCUUUAAGCACAGACAGAGCAAUCAAAUUGUUGACAUGUAUAAUUUAACAGUUCACUUAAAAUGUUUAUUUUAUUACUUCAUUUUAGGUAUACAUAAGAGCAACCUAUCCGGGUACUUUCCGUCUUUAUCAUGGCCCCGCCCCUUUUUGGGUAAAAAUCUGUUUUAUCAAUUGACUGGCGGUAAAUACAAAUUCUGAGGUCUUCGCCAUUCAGAUAAAAAAAAUGUAACAAUAAUAUGCAAUUCAGAUCUACAAGGUGCCCAAUUAUGAUGGUCAGUCAUACACAAUGUAAUUGGAGGUCUGUGAUUGGCGCUCUACAUGUAAUACAUUGACUUUUAGCAUUACAAAUGUUCACCUUGAUGAUUGACGUUAACCUUACACAGACAAACUGACCGACUGGCUCCCAUUGGUUGGGAUUUUAUUCCUCUCUCUGGAUGGCCUGAACACACAGAUCUCUUAAUUCUCUCCAUUUUCUCUACGUAAAAGUAAAGAAAAUCGGAAAUGUU
This is a messenger RNA of Trematomus bernacchii (emerald rockcod), 1395 nucleotides long. RefSeq names its product guanine nucleotide-binding protein G(I)/G(S)/G(O) subunit gamma-12 (gene gng12b). Gene Ontology annotation, cellular component: heterotrimeric G-protein complex. The record is from RefSeq and is a predicted model, not a curated record. The coding region runs from base 49 to 381 and encodes 110 amino acids. The transcript is spliced from 4 exons. Lineage: Eukaryota; Metazoa; Chordata; Actinopteri; Perciformes; Nototheniidae. Gene Ontology annotation, biological process: G protein-coupled receptor signaling pathway. Gene Ontology annotation, molecular function: G-protein beta-subunit binding.